Triticum urartu is the source of this 528-nucleotide messenger RNA. RefSeq lists its product as uncharacterized. The record is from RefSeq and is a predicted model, not a curated record. Lineage: Eukaryota; Viridiplantae; Streptophyta; Magnoliopsida; Poales; Poaceae.
AUCCGAUGCCCUGCCUUUCCUCUCGUCUUCCUUAUCCCCCGGCACAAUAUCAUAUUUUCGUACCGUGUCACCCUCUUCCUCAGCUCCCCUGUUCCUCUCUCUCGAAGCUCCGUGGCGCGAUGCACGACUGGGCGCCGGCGAUCAUAGCGACGGCGCUGUUCGCCCUGCUGUGCCCGGGAGGGAUCCUGCAGCUGCCCGGCCGGCAGCGGACGGUCGACUUCAUGAACCUCAGGACCAGCUGCCUGUCCAUCCUCGUCCACGCCGUCAUCUACGCCGUGCUGCUCAUGCUCUUCGUCGUCAUCUUGCAGGCUCAUCUCUACGUCUGAUCUUACCUUAUCUUACUUACUAUGUGUGCUUCAUGGUGCCUUUGUUCUCUCUCUCUGCUUUUCUUAUGUACUCGAGUGUUCGAGCUUGGUUUAGUGAAACUAGGGUGCUCCGAGGAUGCAUGAUUAUGUUUUCUUCGUGCGUGUUGCUGAGCUUCCGCUUUCGUCUCAGUAAUAAAGAGCUAUGAAACGGUGAUUAUUUUUC